UAUAUAUAUAGCAAAUAUUUUAUAAAUAUUAAAAAAUAGAAGCAAGUUGUUAUUAAAUUCAAUUCAAAAAGAAUAUUAUAGGCAUAUUAAUCAAUAAUGAACAACUAGUAAAAUAAUUAAAGCUUGAGUAACAGCUAUGGGAGCAUGAUUAUUGUCCUCAACAAGCCUCAUUUCUAUCCUGGAGAGCCAAUACAGGGAAGGAUAUUGCUAAGACUUUACAUGGAUUUUCCAUUAAAAGAAAUGAGUUUACAAUUUUUAGGUGUUGAGAAGAUUAAAGAUUUAAAAGCUGUUAAUCAAAUUGCUUUUCCAAAAAAAGAGUUAUUUAAUCAUAUAAGCAAAAUAUCUCAGUCAUAUUCUGAUGAUUAAAAUAUUUUAAAAGCAGGUAAACACAUCUUUCCUUUCAAGAUUAAUUUACAUUUUAAUACUCCUGGUACUUACAGUGUUUUCGAUGGAAGAAUUAAAGGUAAAAUUACUCACAAAAUUAUUUGUAAGAUUGAAAAUAGCUUUAAUCCUCAGCUUUCUAUUGUUUCUAAAGAGAAAGUGAAUGUCAGAGAGCUUUUGAGUGUAUAGCCUUAGCAACAUUUUACAGCUGAGAUAUUUAAAACUAUAUAUAGUUGUUUUGGAUGUGUAAAUUAGAGAGAAUGUAGGAUCAUGUGCUCUUUUGAUCGCUAGUUUUAUACAAAUGGUGAACAGGGCACACUUUCAAUAUUAGUCCAUAACUAAAGUGAUUUGGAUAUAACCUCCUUUUCAGCUACACUGUGGUAAGUUUACAGCAAAAAAACUCAAAUUCCUGAAAACUAAAAACUACCUAAAGCUCAGUUUGAUUAAUAAAAUUAACUAAUUUUAUUUAAGCAAUGCAUAAGAGAGUAGAUAUAUGAAGGUGUUAAGGCAAAUUCAAAAGAAACUUAGCUAAGUAAUAGCUUUUAGUUUGUGAACUACAACUCAAAUCUUCCCCUACCUCCUUCCGUAAAAGGAACUUUUACCUCAAAUUAUUACUAUGUAGAAAUAAAAGCUCAUUUUGAGGGCUGCUCUGUUCAAUCGUUAAUCCUCCAAGUACCUGUAAAUUUAGUCCUCUCUAGUUAAUAGCCAUCUCGAACUUUUUUAGAUAUUUAGAAUUAAGUAAUGACAAAAUUAAAAUAAAGAGAGUAAGAAAAGGAAGUUAUCAUGUAAGAAUUUAAUGAAAUGAGUCACUAUCAUAUUAUUCACAAUGAAAUUGAAGUCUCAGCAGCUUAGAAUAUUUAUGAUAUCAGAGAUAGCAUCAAGGGGACAGUUAUCCAAAAUUAGCAAAAUUAAUUAGGUCAAUAUGGCAAUAUGAGUGUUUAUGAUGUGAAUAAUAGUCAAUAAAGGUUAGUUGAAUCCCCGCAAAAGUACGUUAUUCCUUCUAGAGGUAACGAUGAUUACUUAAGAUACACUGUCUACAAACAGUAAUAAGAUAAUUAAGGUGCCCAAUAAAUACUGUUUAAUUAGCAACCUAGGUAAAGUGGAUAAAUCUUAUUAAAUAACGGGUAAAAUAAUAACAUCGACUUUGGUUCAAGAAACAGUUAUCAGAAUACUUAUGGCAACUAAUACGGCCAAAAUUUGAAUAGUAAUAGUGAUAUAAGAUUAAAUCUAUAAAAUCAAUAAACCCAAUAAGAUUAUUAAUAGUAAAAUUAUAAUCAAUAAUAACUUAAAUUUGGCUAAAAUAAUUACUAUUUAAAUGAUUAAACUCCUAAAUUUAAUUGA
Tetrahymena thermophila SB210 is the source of this 1722-nucleotide messenger RNA. Its product is annotated as arrestin. Gene Ontology annotation, biological process: protein transport. The record is from RefSeq and is a predicted model, not a curated record. The transcript has a single exon. Gene Ontology annotation, cellular component: cytoplasm. NCBI's taxonomy places the organism in Eukaryota, Ciliophora, Oligohymenophorea, Hymenostomatida, Tetrahymenidae.